AUGGCCCCUUCAAAUAGUUCCUACUCUGCCUCGGGCAGAGGGGGAGGCAGCAGCAGGGGAGGGGGUCGGCCCUACGGGCGUGCUGCUGCCAGCAGCAGCCCUGCAGCAGCAGCAGCAGCAGCAGCAGGAAUAGCAGCAGCAGCAGCCGGCGGUCCUGCUGCGUCUGGCGCGGGCAGCAGCAGCGCGCGCAACGACAGCAGCCUGGCUGCUUCGCGGGGGGGCCGCGGCAGCAGCAGCAGCAGCAGCAGCUCGCUGCCGAGCAGCAGCAGCAGCAACAGCAACGCUGCUGCUUCCCCCCACAGCAGCGCGACGAGCAGCAGCAGCAGCAGCAAGAAGUCCCAACUGCCUGCAGCAGCAGCAGCAGCAGCAGCGCCCCCAGCGGCGACCGCGGCAGUGGAGGGCUCGUCCGAAAGCGCCUCGGGCCCCGCAGCAGCAGCAGCAGCAGCAGCAGCAGCAGCAGCAGCAGCAGCAGGGGAGCAGCAGCAGUUCGAAACGCGGGAACAGGCGCUGCAGCGGCAGCGCAGCAACUUCGGACUUUUGGGAAUUUUAAAAGUAAUUAAAACAGCAGAUCCCGACUUGAGUGUUUUGGCCUUGGGGACGGACUUGACCAGUCUCGGCUACAACUUAAACUCCACAGAGUAA
This is a messenger RNA of Eimeria necatrix, 642 nucleotides long. RefSeq names its product NOT2 / NOT3 / NOT5 family domain-containing protein, putative. The record is from RefSeq and is a predicted model, not a curated record. The transcript has a single exon. The coding region runs from base 1 to 642 and encodes 213 amino acids. Lineage: Eukaryota; Apicomplexa; Conoidasida; Eucoccidiorida; Eimeriidae.